AUGACGCGGUUGGCGACCAUCCCCGGGGUAUGUCCGGCGUCAACGUCGGGAUCCGCGGCGCCCCGCGCGCGCUCCCGCGCGCGUCGCCUCGCGGUCCUCGCGCGUUCUUGGCAGGGCCAAAAAGCGAGAGGGGCGAGAUCCGCGAGCGGCGCGCACAGGGUGAAGGUCCCGCUGCCGUCCGAGGGCCCCCUCGCGCCGCCCCCCGACGUCGUAGACGCCGUCGACGCGUGGCCGUGGCGCGGUGGGCUCGAGCCCUGCGGCGACCACGACCUCGCAUCCGUCGAGGUGGAGGGCACGAUCCCGAGAGAUCUCAGCGGCAGCUUUUACCGCGUCGGCCCCGGGCGCAUCCGCGUGGGCAAGGAUCGAUACGCGCACUGGUUCGACGGCGACGGCAUGAUCUUCGGCGCGGAGCUCGACGGAUCAUCGAACACCGCGCGGGCCGCGUGCAAGAUGGUGCGCACCCCGCGGCUCGCGAAGCAGGAGAGAGCCGGCGACGACGCGGGCGUCGCCGUGCGGGGCGCGUGGACCCAGGCCAGAUCCAACCUCGCCAACCUCUUCAACUUCCCGACCAACCCCGCGAACACGUCGCCGUUGUUUCACGCGGGGAAACUCCUGGUGCUCUGCGAGGGAGGCGCGCCCAUCGAGGUGGACCCGCUGUCGCUGGAAACCGUGGGGGAGCGCAUCUUCGGGCCGAACCUCCCGAUGGGCUUCAGCGCGCACGCCAAGAAAGACUCGAGAGACGGGCGGCUCUACACGUGGGGCUUGUGCAAACCCCCCGCCGUGGGGUUCCAGGUGGCGAAGCUCGCCGCGGACGGACGCGUGGAAAAGGUGGUGCAGUUGCCCCUGGACACUCCCGAGUUCACGCUGAUCCACGACUGCGCGAUGAGCGACAGGUUCCUGGCGUUUGUCGUCCCGCCGUGGAAGCUUGGGUUCGACAAAGUCGCGGGCGCCCUCUCGGGAGCGAGCUCGUUCGGGCACUCCUUCGACUGGCGCGACGACCUCGGGACGUACCUCGUGAUCAUCGAGAAGGCGACGAUGGCGGUGGUGCACCAGGGGACGAUACCCGCGAUGUCCACGUACCAUUUCGCCGGCGCCUACGAGGAGGUGGCAGAGGUGCCUAAACCCCCGGGCGGGUCCUGGGACGAGCACGACGACCCGUUCGAAUUUUGCGGGUACACCGGCUUCGGCGACGCGGAGUGCGCGGACGAUGACGUUCUGGACGGGAAGGAGGACGGGAAGGAGGACGAGGAGAAGGAGCCGCGGACGCGGGAGCUGCUGCACAUCCUCGUCAACCGUCUCAACGGCGACCGCCGCGCGCUGGAGGCGAACUUCUCCAGCAUGUACGACUCGGUUUGGGACCCCACGGGGUACAACACCCUGUGCGAUUACGUGGUGGAUCUGGGCACGGGCGCGCUGCUGUCCAGCGAGGCGCUGGUUCCCACCGGCGACGCGGCUUGGGGCGGGAAGGGCGACAUCGACGACGGGCAGCUGCCCAUGGAGUUUCCGGUCACCGCCCCCGGCGCGAGGCUUCGAAAGCCUCGGUUCGUGUACACCCUCGGGUUCACCGGCGGCGGCGCGGGAUACUUUGACAGCGUUCAGAAGCUGGACGCGGGCGCGUGCAAGUGGAGGGACGGCGUGCGGGUGUGCCAGCGAUCGGGAGCGCACAAGACUCGCGUGAUGCCCCCCGGCGUGUUCCCCUCGGAGGUUGAGUUUGUGCCGAAGAAGGCGGGUGAGGUGAGCGAGGAGGAGGAGGAUGACGGCUACCUGCUCUACCUCGAGUACGAUUCGAGAGUGCACAGGAGCUCGCUGGUGAUUCUGGACGCCGCGGACAUCGAGGGAAAGGAGUUGGCGAGGGUGAAGAUGCCCUACCACGUCCCCCACACCUUCCACGGAACCUUCAAGAGGGCUGGGGAGGGCGCAAGGUGA
Micromonas commoda is the source of this 1926-nucleotide messenger RNA. RefSeq lists its product with no specific name. Gene Ontology annotation, molecular function: carotenoid dioxygenase activity. Gene Ontology annotation, cellular component: chloroplast stroma. The transcript has a single exon. NCBI's taxonomy places the organism in Eukaryota, Viridiplantae, Chlorophyta, Mamiellophyceae, Mamiellales, Mamiellaceae. Bases 1 to 1926 code for a protein of 641 amino acids. Gene Ontology annotation, biological process: carotene catabolic process. The record is from RefSeq and is a predicted model, not a curated record.